AUGGCCGACACCACGAUAACGGAUCCCUUGGCGGACAGAGGGCCAGAACUGAGCGGUACGACAACGGCGCUGCUCGUUCUCGCAACGGUGUUCGUUGGGCUUCGGUUCUGGGCGAGAUGGACGGUUGGCUUCAACUAUGGCCUCGAUGACUGGUUCAUGGUGGUUGGAUUGAUCGUCACCUUCAUGGCCGGUGCCCUCAACUAUGCUAUGAUUGGCCAAGGUCUCGGACGCCAUGCCUCAACGAUUACUUUGGAACAGCAGGUGCAGUUCCUCAAGCUGCUUCUGGCUUUCGAAUGCAUCUACGUCACGGCGGUCAUGUUCAUCAAGCUGUCGCUGUUGCUGAUGUACCGCCGCAUCUUCCCGUCCCGCGGAUUCAAGAUCUCGGCCAUGGUCCUCGGUGCCCUCACCAUCGGAUGGUGGAUCUCGAUCGUCCUGGUCUGCGUGUUCCAGUGCACACCUGUUGCCAAGGCGUAUAUGCCAUGGAUCGACGGCACCUGUAUCGACUUGAAGGCCUCCUUCAUCGGAAACGCCAUCCCCAACAUCUUGACGGACGUCGCCAUCCUCUGUCUGCCCAUUAAAGAGGUGUGGAGGCUGCAGGUCACCAUGGUGCAGCGUCUGUCGCUGUGCUUCAUGUUCUUGCUUGGUGGAUUCGUUCUGUUUGCCAGUAUCUACCGCUUCACGACGAUUAUGCAAUUCGAGCUCACAGACACGACCUGGACUCUCGCUACUGCCUGCACGUGGUGUGUCGUCGAGUGCGCCUGUGGUGUUAUCAGUGCUUGCUUGCCAACACUUCGCCCGCUCAUGGUCAAGGUGUCUUCGCAAUUCGGCAGCAUCGCAACCAAGUACAACCUUUCCGGAGGCCAGAGCGGCGGGCGUGCGACCAAGAUGGGCAGCCGUGGCCCCACGGAGCUCAUGACUAUUGGAGGAACCGGCGGCAAGUCGGCCGACAGAGGGUUCAAGCGUCUCGGAACUGAGGACGGCAAAUACGGUGUCACGACGAGCGUAACUGGGCGAUCUGAAGGCGGUAAGGGCCCUGCCGACUCCGGCUCAGACGACGAUCUCUCACUCAAGGGUGGCAUCCGUAUCAAGGUUGAUCAAGAGGUCCGCUGGGGCGAGGAGCAGCCCAAGUACAACGAGUCGAAGUACCAGUCUUCCUCGAGAAGCGCUUCGUCCUCGGGUCUUGGCUCUCGAGUGUAG
Colletotrichum karsti is the source of this 1197-nucleotide messenger RNA. RefSeq lists its product as uncharacterized. NCBI's taxonomy places the organism in Eukaryota, Fungi, Ascomycota, Sordariomycetes, Glomerellales, Glomerellaceae. The transcript has 5 exons. The record is from RefSeq and is a predicted model, not a curated record. Bases 1 to 1197 code for a protein of 398 amino acids.